AUGGCAAGCAGAGAUGGGGAUCUCAGCUUCAGGGCAGUCACAGAGGAUGAAGUUUCACAGGAGGUCAUGUUCAAGCUUUUCAGAACAAACAAAGUAGAAAUCGCAAGUGCAAUAACAAAGCCAUUUCCUUUCCUCAUGAGCCUCCGGGACCGAGCCCUCAUCUCUGAGCAAAUGUAUGAGGAUUUUCAAGAUGCUUGUACAAACCUGGUCCCGGUGAGAAGGGUGAUGUACGAUGUCCUUACCGAACUGCAGAAAACUUUCCACCCGUCGCUCCUGAAAGUGCUGUUCAGCAAAACCAACCUGCAGGCCUAUCCUGACUUAAAGAAGAUCUCCAGAAGCUUCUCAUAUGUUUCCCAUGAACAUGUGGCUCUCCUGCAGACAAAUGGAGCAGAUGCUGGAGAGAUACCCAGAGUACCACCGGGCGGUGGGCAAGGGAUUUAUGAUCCACAAACUCCCCAGAUAACUCACAGAGGCAAAAGGACCCUCAAUCUCCCACCAGAUGAAGGAGAAGGCAACAGCAAGACUGAUUUCCAGUGUCCUUUAGAGAACAGCAAUGACUGUGUGGAGAUGUCUGAGGCAGAGGAGCCCAAAGAGGCCUCAAGCUCCUUUUCAAGGCAUGGGCUGGCCUCCUGUGACCCUGAAGCUCCCCAGGUGACUAACGGAGAUGAAGCAGAGGAGACUGCGAGCCAAGCACCAUGUCAGGAAGAAGAGGAAGGUAAUGGGCCCUGUUUACGGAGGCUGAGUGGAGAAGAGCCCGGAACUCCCACCAAGUCUUUGUCCGGGAACAGAGGCAGGGACUGUUUGGACUGCGAGGUGCCCACGCCGAACUCUGAGCAGGAGCCUCCUGAAUCUGAUGAACUACAAGACUACCACAUGAAUGAAGAAGAAUCUGAAGAGCUUAAUUCUAGUCCACUACCCCCAAAUAGUCAAGGAGCAGAGCAAUCGGGACGUGAAACUGAGAAGUGUUUCUGUGUCAUGUGUUGCCCAAAACUUCCAGAAGAUUGGGCAGCAAUAACAAACAGUAGCCAAGCAUGUGACCUGUCGGGUACUUCAGAUACUGGAACCUGUUCUACUUCAGGAAAACCCAAGAGGAAAAGAAGAAAAAAGAGAGGACACAACUGGUCAAGAAUGAAAAAGAAAAGACCACAAAACAUACAUCAAAAAUUUUUCCCAGGGACAAGGAGAGGCAAGUCUAAAAUCCACUUAACUCAGAAUGACAGAGAUGCACCAAAAAAAGUCCAAUUAAAAGGGAGAAGAGGAGGCAGAUGCAAAUUUCCAAGUAACAGAGUUGUAAGGAAAAAAGGUUGGUUAAAAGGGAUAAACAGAGUCAACACUAAACUUAUCAGGAGAGUUGGGAAAAAAGGUUUCAGAUAUCUCAAAAAAACUGAUGUGGAUUUCAGUAUUCCGGAACUUCCAGUGACCUGCGGCUACGCUAGGGGGACUCUGAUCAAGAAGCUGUUUAAGCAAGGAAUCUGGAAGAAGAGCAUCCAGAGUGAGGAUGGAAGGUGGUUCACCCCCAGGGAGUUUGAAAUUGAAGGAAACUAUGCACCCUCCAAGAACUGGAAGCUAAGCUUGCGCUGCCACGGCUGGAAACUGAAAGAUCUGCUGGAGGAUAUCUACCAAAACUGCCAAAUAAAAGAACAAAGGGCUAUGUUCCUAGGCAAGGAGCUCUUCCCUGGCAAGGUCUCCACGAUUCCGGACCUUGUGGUCCCUGUGGUCCUGGAGGAUGCGUCCUCAGGGAUGCUCCUCCCACUGAGGAACUCAGAGGAAUGCGAGGUGUGCAGGGAUGGGGGAACACUGUUCUGCUGUGACAGUUGCUCCAGAGCCUUCCACAAGGACUGUCACGUAGCACGUGUGGAAGCUAACAGGGACCCGUGGAGCUGCAUCUUCUGCAGGGUGGAGCCCUUCCAAGUCCAGCAGCGUUACCAGGAAUCUGAGAUCCUGGAGAGGCCGAUGCAGGCCGAGGAACAGCUGAAAUGUGAGUUUCUCCUCUUAAAGGUCUAUUGCUGUUCCGAGAGCUCCUUUUUCGCCAAAAUUCCAUAUUAUUAUUAUAAUAAGGAGCCUUCUGAAGUUUCAAAGGAACACAUGUGGUUGGACAAAAUCAAGACCAAGUUAACCAAGAAGGAUUAUACGCAAGUGGAAGGGUUUGUGCAGGACAUGCGCCUCAUCUUUGAGAACCACAGGCACUUCCACAAGGACCCUAAGUUUGGCCAAAUGGGACUUAGACUGGAGGCUGAAUUUGAGAAGAACUUCAAGGAAAUCUUUGCUAUUCAGGGAACAAAUGAGAGCAGUUGA
Octodon degus (degu) is the source of this 2295-nucleotide messenger RNA. Its product is annotated as nuclear body protein SP140. Gene Ontology annotation, molecular function: DNA-binding transcription factor activity, RNA polymerase II-specific; DNA binding; protein binding. The record is from RefSeq and is a predicted model, not a curated record. Gene Ontology annotation, cellular component: nucleus. Gene Ontology annotation, biological process: regulation of transcription by RNA polymerase II. Bases 1 to 2295 code for a protein of 764 amino acids. Lineage: Eukaryota; Metazoa; Chordata; Mammalia; Rodentia; Octodontidae. The transcript is spliced from 24 exons.